AACCCCACAUAUGUUGGAGCUCAUACAUGUCCUCUAGAUGGCAUAUAAAUCGAAAGUAUUAGCGCCACUGUAUGUUUCGACCAUGGCCACUAAAUAACGAAUUAUUCACACCGGCAUGUGGUCAAAACAGUGUGCUUGACUCUCAUGCAUACUACGCAUUAUUUAAAAAAUGAAUAACAGUUCAUUCCAAGAAAUAAACAAUUGAAAUAGUUGCUGUUGAUUGAAGUGAAAAAGUGAUUAUUAAGAUAAUAUGGGAAUUCGCGGUUUGACAACGUAUAUUACCAAUAGAUCUGAUUAUUAUUUGGAAAAUUAUGAACUGAGUAAUACCAAAUUAGUGAUAGAUGGUUGGAGUUUGUGCUCUCAACUGUUUACUACGUAUUCACGAUAUGAUAUAUUUGGAGGCGAUUAUGAUUAUUUCGCUCACCAAACCAUCAUUUUUUUUGAUGAGUUAUUAUGUUGUAAAAUAGAACCAUUAGUAAUAUUGGAUGGGGCUUGGGAAGAUAAAAAAUAUUCCACUCUUGUAGAACGUUUAGAAGACCGGUUGAAUUCUGCAUCAAACAGUAAAAUUUCUAAUCCAAAGUCAUCAGUCAUUUUUUCAAUGCUUACUACUGAAAUAUUUAUAAGUAUCAUGAAAAAAAUGAAAAUUAAAUUUUUUGUGUGUACAUUUGAAGCGGACAAUUGUAUUGCUGGGCUAGCACGAGUAUUAAACUGCCCAGUUUUAAGUUAUGAUUCCGAUUAUUAUAUUUAUGGAGUUGAAUACAUUCCAAUUGACACGUUAAAUCCAAAUGUCAUAAAAACUAAAGGAGGAUAUGUCAGAAAAUGCAAAAUUUUUAAAACUGAAAAGUUAUACAACAGAUUUAAGGGACUUAAUCAAAUGUCAUUACCUUUAGCAUCUAUUUUAUUGGGAAAUGAUUAUAUUAAUCACAAAGUAUUUAGAAAUUUUUUCAGUAUUAUACUACUAAAACAUGUUCACAAAUCUACUGAACAACAUAGGAUUGAAAAAGUUUUCAAGUGGUUAAGUAAGUACACAUUAAAAGAUGCAUUAAAACAUAUCAUAGCAUAUUUACCUCAUCAAAGAAAAAAAAAUAUAAUCUAUACAAUUGAAUUAAUUAUCAAUGGUUAUUUAAAUACACCAACUUAUAUUUUGGAAGCAUUCGGAUUUGAUGAGAAGUUUGUCGACGAAGUUAAAAACAAUAAUAAAAUUUUUAAAUACGAAGAUGAAAAAGAUACAGAAGAAGAUGAUGAUAAUGAAGAAAAUAAUAAAGAAGACGAAAAUGAUGAAAAAGAAGAUGAUGAUGAAGAAGAAAAAGAAAAAAGAGAUACAAAGGAUUUGACAACGGUAGAGCCGGAAAAUGAAUUUGCGGCUUUAGUGCCAGAUUGGUUCAUGGAGAAUUUUUCAAAAGGCAAUUAUCCACCGUUUUUUAUAAAUUUUUUGACUCAUAGAACAUAUAUAUUACCAUUACAAAGUGAAGAAUGGUCUUUACCGUCUUCACACAAUAUAAGUUUUCCAAUUAUCCAAAAAAUUUCAAGUUUAUUAGUAACUUUAGAUAAUGAAAAUAAUGAUGAAUCUACAAUGAUGACAUUGGUAACACGGGACCAAACAAUGGUAGUUACUGAAAAUUUAAUUAUCCCUAAAUCAUGCAUUAGCUUGGAAAAGUUGCGUCAUUGGGGAUAUUGUCAAAGGAAAAAAAUUUUGGAUGAAACUCUUGGUAUACAGGAUAAUGCUCUAGAAGAUCUACCACCAACAUGGAGAUUAUAUGUAGGUACCAUAUUGUACUGGGUUCAGCAACAUUGUGAUCCACCAAAAACAGAAAUUCACGUGAAUUGUUUGUUAUUAUCUAUGAUGUUAGAAAUUAUUGAUAACAAAAUUGGAUUCUGUAGAUCCAAAGAAAAAUUUGAGAAAAAAUACGCAAAAGAUUUGACACAAAUUUUGGCAGAAACCAAAUUAGAUAAAAAAAAUCAUUCGGUAAACAUUACAAGUUUGAUCAAUUCUGUAUCAACUGAAAAUUGUAUUUCAGCGUUAUCAUUCUUUUUAGAACAUUAUGGGUUAGAUAAAAAAUUACAAAUUAAUCCAGAUAAAUUUGACCGACAGAUUGUUCACGUUUUUGCUCAAUUUCAAAGUUUGUUAAGACACAUUAGGUAUCUAAAUGCAUUACUGGGUCCAAUUUAUAUUCCAUCCGAUCCAAGUAAAUUUUAUAAUGGUACAUUAUUGUAUAAUUUGUACACAAAUCUUAAAACUCGAGAAAAUAUUUAUGAUUAUAUUUGUACAAGGCUGAGGAAUUCUCCAACAAUACUACAAAUAUUUAAUAUACUCAAAUCUAAAGUAUUUGAUAUUAUUGAUGCUAAAGUAUCUUACCUUCAUAAAGAAGAAAAAACAACUAGAAGAAAACGUAAAAAGAAUAAAAAUAAAUUAAAAACUAAAAAUGAUAGUCACGACGAUGAUGAUGAGAAAUUAGAUUCGGAUAUUGAAGAUCAAGAAAAUAACGAUGUUAACGCAUAUUAUUAUGAUCCGAAUAAUCGAUACGCAUCUUUAGUUCAUUAACUAUUAUUUCACUUCAUAUAUUUUUUAAAAAUUAUAUAUUGUUAUCAGUUAUAUUUCAACUUUACAGUUUAAUUGGUUAUAGAUUUUAU
Messenger RNA from Chelonus insularis, 2631 nucleotides. It is a transcript of the gene ast, whose product is annotated as protein asteroid-like. The coding region runs from base 251 to 2542 and encodes 763 amino acids. NCBI's taxonomy places the organism in Eukaryota, Metazoa, Arthropoda, Insecta, Hymenoptera, Braconidae. The transcript has a single exon. The record is from RefSeq and is a predicted model, not a curated record.